AUGCAUCUAGGUUCAAGUGGCCGGAAUGGCAACACUGAUGUGGAUGGGCAAGUGCUUCUGUCUGAGCAUGUCUAUCAUGCUACUGAGCUGGAACACUUGGAGUCAGCCUUGGAAGUUUGUUUGGCGCAUGCCUUGAUUACUGAGAGAGAAGAGGUGAUGGGCACCUUGGACCAAGCGAAUGGACCUGGCAUGGCGCAUUGGACAGAAAUUCCUGCAGGUCUCCUGUUGGGUGAUGUGCACCAAUCACAGGCCUGUGUCCCUGGGGCAAGGGUGGUUCGGAUCUGGAGUUCAAUCAGCCUGCGUCGCAGUGACAAGCGGCCGGACCGUGUGGAGAUUGCGCCAGAACAAUUGGUGGAAGCCGUGGAGUACGCCGAGAAGCUUAGCCAGGUGAUGAAACGCACCUGUCGAGUCGUGGGCUGGUACCACUCGCAUCCUCACAUCACCUGCUUCCCAAGUCAUGUGGAUCUGCGUACACAGCUUCAGUAUCAGUCGAUGGACUUAGAUUUUGUGGGUCUGAUCUUUGGAGUCUUCAACUAUGGCAACUUCGGCUCCACUCACCACGAUCUCAUCGCGUUUCGGGCGCUGGAGACACCCAAGGAGAUCCAGCAGCGCAACUUGCAAGUAGAAGUGGUGCCUCUGUGCGAGCUGCUCUCAGAGGACGAGGAAACUGCGGCGGUCCAAUGUCCAGAUUUUGGCGGCGCCUAUGGUGGCUUGGCUGGUUGA
Messenger RNA from Cladocopium goreaui, 723 nucleotides. Lineage: Eukaryota; Dinophyceae; Suessiales; Symbiodiniaceae. The record is from the annotation of a GenBank genome assembly.